Messenger RNA from Salvia miltiorrhiza (redroot sage), 1562 nucleotides. RefSeq names its product polygalacturonase QRT2-like. Lineage: Eukaryota; Viridiplantae; Streptophyta; Magnoliopsida; Lamiales; Lamiaceae. The transcript has 9 exons. The record is from RefSeq and is a predicted model, not a curated record. Gene Ontology annotation, molecular function: polygalacturonase activity. The coding region runs from base 78 to 1346 and encodes 422 amino acids. Gene Ontology annotation, biological process: fruit dehiscence; pectin catabolic process; anther dehiscence.
GUUGUUGAGUAAUUGCAUUGCAACUUUCUCUACUUUGCUCAAAAUCCUACCUACAUACACUCCAUUUUCAGGAAGUGAUGAGGCCAACAACUUGUAAUGUUGUUGCAAUAUUCUUGAUAAUUUUGAUGUGCUGUUUAUCCUCCUCAUGCUUUGCUAGAAAACAUUCUCAUCACAAGACGCGCCAUGCGAAGAAACGAGCACCUCCAACUCCAUAUAUUGCUCAAAAACAGGUCUUGGAUGUCGAGGUUUUUGGAGCUAAAGCUGAUGGAAAAUCAGAUAAUUCCGAGGCAUUCAAGAAAGCUUGGGACAAAGCUUGUAAUUCUUCGGAAUCAAUGAUAAUUUUGGUGCCUAAAGGCAAAAUUUACUAUGUUAAGCACAUUAAUUUUACCGGUCCCUGUCACUCUGGUAUUUCUUUGGAGAUCCAAGGAACAAUCAAGUCUUUUGCUCAGAUGUAUGAUAUCCCAAGAAGACUUUGGAUAAAGUUCGAAGAUGUAAAGAACAUGGAAAUUUUUGGUGGUGGAACAAUUGAUGGUAAUGGUGAAGUAUGGUGGAAGAAUUCUUGCAAAAUCAAGAAAACUAAGCCUUGUCAAAGCCAAAGUGCACCAACAGCCCUAACCUUCAGAAACUGCACAAAUCUAACAGUAAGCAACUUGAAGCUUCUGAAUGCACAACAAAUGCAUGUGAAUUUCCAAGACUGUGACGACGUAGAAGCUUCGAGACUUUUAGUGGAAGCACCAGAAGAGAGCCCCAACACAGAUGGGAUUCAUGUUACAAGAACUUCCAACAUUAAGAUUCUAGAAUCUGAGAUCAGAACAGGUGAUGACUGUGUUUCCAUAGUGAAUGGAUCAAGAAAUGUUGAUGUCAGAAACAUAGUUUGUGGACCAGGCCAUGGCAUCAGCAUUGGAAGCUUAGGUGAAGACAACACAGAAAAUUAUGUUUCAAAUAUUUUUGUUAAAGGAGCAACAUUUACAGGAACAACAAAUGGAGUACGAAUAAAGACUUGGCAGGGAGGCAGCGGAAUUGCAAGGAAUAUAGUGUUUGAAGAUAUUUUGAUGAGGAAUGUUCACAACCCCAUCAUCAUAAAUCAGUACUACUGUGACAAAAAUAAAAAAUGUGAUAAAGAGAAAUCGGCAGUGCAAGUGGAGAAUGUAGUAUACAGGAACAUAAAAGGCACAAGUGCUUCAAAGGUGGCCAUAAAUUUGAACUGCAGUGAAUCAGUUCCAUGCAAAAACGUUGUGCUGCAAAAUGUGAUGUUAAGUGCUCAACAAAAGGGAGAUAAAGUUGAAGCUUCUUGCAACCAUCUUGCAAUGCAGACUAACAACCUCAAUUCACUUCCAAGUUGCUAACUUCAUCUCAAUCUCCUAUUUCACUAUCAACCCCAAACCUUACAAGGCAGAAGGCGAGUUGCAAUUUUCUUGGUAGAUUGUUUUGUUCAUUGUAGUUGCAAAUUAAGAUUUCUCAUUUUUUUUCUUAGGAUACGGUUAGUGAUAGUACUGUUAUUAAUUCUGUAAUUGCAUGCGAUUAUUUGAACUAUCAAUAAAUUACAAGGAAGUAUUCUCAUC